Rhizopus microsporus ATCC 52813 is the source of this 1953-nucleotide messenger RNA. RefSeq lists its product as uncharacterized. The transcript has 5 exons. Bases 1 to 1953 code for a protein of 650 amino acids. Lineage: Eukaryota; Fungi; Mucoromycota; Mucoromycetes; Mucorales; Rhizopodaceae. Gene Ontology annotation, biological process: intra-Golgi vesicle-mediated transport. Gene Ontology annotation, cellular component: TRAPPII protein complex; trans-Golgi network. The record is from RefSeq and is a predicted model, not a curated record.
AUGAAUUCUAUUUCAACGGAGCUUUUCUUUAAUGAAGCAGAAUUUCAAAUCCUCAUUCCAAACACUACAAAAGAAAAUGAACAAGAUCCCUUAUCGAUAGUACAGGCUAAACCUCGUGAAUUCGCGUUUUAUGAUGAACAUUUACAAGUAUAUCUAUUUGCAAACAUCUCAAAGCAAAAGUCAGGAACGGGUGAUGAAGUUCGAGAGGCGAUUGCAUCAUUUUAUAACCAACUGGAAAUCACAAUAGAUGCUACCAUCACAGAUAAUAUGCCUACACCAAGUCUACAGCGUUCAUCAUCCAUCAACACACAGUCAGCUCCGACCUCUCCCAAGAUAUCUUAUCAGCGUAGAUCGCAAAUGAACGAUGUGACAACGCCCUUUUUCACUCAAGCUUAUAAUAAGAGCAGCAGUAAACAUGGCGAAUUGUCUGUAUUUGAAUAUAAUGAUUCGGUCUGUUACCUCUAUCCCAUGGUUGUGCCUAUAGUAUACGUAAAGACAAAGUCAUCCAGUCCCCUCUUAUCCAUCAACUGCAAUAUCCAAUAUCGACCGAUUACACUAAAGCAAAAGGUUCAACCAGAAAAUAGUCCAACCGACGAAUAUGAUAUUGAUUCUUUUGAGACGAUUAAUCUCUUGAGUGGACUAUCCGAUGAUCCUGUGUUUUCUAAGCAAGGGGAUCUCGUACAAAGGUUUGUUGUUGAAAAUCAAGCAAGGCCUACAACAGGAACACCCAUGGCACCGCCUGCAAACAAUAUAAGUAAUCUACAGCUUUCACUUAAGCGUGCCAUCAAAGAAGCUUUACCUCUUCGGUCCGGCUUGGCUGUUAAAAUGCGUACGACAAACGCCUCUGUUGCUGAAAAAAUGGUCAUGAUGUCUGUCGAAUUGGAAAAUCCUCCUGAAACGGGCUGUGAGUUUAUAGUGGAGAAGGUAGACGUGCAGGUAUCAAACGCGGUUGUCUCGGUUGCUUUCAAUCAUAUGAGUCAGAUUGAAUUUCCCAUCUACUUGAAUAGAUCUGAUCUUAUUGUAUUCGUAUAUGACGUAACCCUUCUUGAUGAUGGAACAGUCAAACCACCUACUCAACCUCAGCGCAUGUUUCCCUCGCGUAGGCCAUUACCCCAACAACAACAACAGGUACCUUUAGAAGACAAGAUUCAGCCACAGCGUGUGUCUAUUCAGAUAUACAGCGUACCUGUCAUUGAUGGCAUUCGCGCUUCAACCAUGAGAUCUAAAUGGAACACUAUGCUAGACGUAUCAGGUAUAAGACAAAGAAGAGAAGAAAUUUCGCCGUUAGCAGAAAAGUUCGCUGGGCACACGUCCCUCGCACGCUCACAGUCAUUGACCAGUGGCUCUCCAGGGGCUCGGUCUAUCGCAGGCAGUCCUGGUGAUCAACAGGCACAUAGCUCCCUUGAAGGCGUCUUUGGUGUCAAGAAGGCAAACUCGAUCAUGUCUUCGCCUAGCAAAGACCUGCAUAUCAGACGUGCGGCCGAAAGAGAAGUGAUGGAUGGGAUCGUCGUAUCAUUUACUGUUCCUGAUAAGAUACAAGUGGGGAAAAAGUUCUUGCUCCAUGUCUUUAUUGUCAAUCGAUCAAAGCAUACAAGAAGGUUUCAAGUGAUGAUACCUAAUCGCAAGAGAUACCCUACAGAGCCUUUAGCUAUCAAGACGACUCUACCUCCCCUGCCCUUGGAAUCAUUGCCAAUUGACCCUUAUAUGAACUUUUUGAAACAAUAUUUUGAGAAUGAAACUCAUGAGGCAGAUAUUAUUUGUUUGGAAAACAAUAUCAAGCUAAGUCCGCUGGGUCCUUCUACUUCGCAAAGCAUUGAUAUAGAAUUCAUUGCAGUUAAAGAAAAAUUACAUACGAUUGAUUUGGUUCAAUUGGUGGACUCUGAUACGGGUUUUGUAACCAACCUUCGUCAUGUCCUUGAAAUAUAUGUUGUAUCAGAUAUUCGCACAAUUUAA